Molecule: messenger RNA, 2118 nt
Organism: Cladophialophora immunda
Lineage: Eukaryota; Fungi; Ascomycota; Eurotiomycetes; Chaetothyriales; Herpotrichiellaceae
Exons: 4
Coding region: 1-2118 (705 amino acids)
Biological process (GO): regulation of membrane potential; sodium ion export across plasma membrane; proton export across plasma membrane
Cellular component (GO): plasma membrane
Molecular function (GO): oxidoreductase activity; sodium:proton antiporter activity
Source: RefSeq, a predicted model, not a curated record
AUGAAUGGCCUAGUUUUCUCAAAUUUCAACGUUGUAUGCGCCGCAUUCGGCGGCUUCCUCUUGAGUUUCGGGCUAGUGUCUGAUGCAUGGAAGCAACAAUUCCUGCUCUCCGAAGCAUUGAUUGCCUUGAUCGCCGGUGCAGUCCUGGCACACUUUGCGGGCUUCCUCCGUCCAGACGAAUAUGGCUGCGGAGACAACAAGAACAUAGAUUCUAUUACCCUUGAAUUCUCCCGGCUUGUCCUCGCAGUGCAGCUGGUCCUCACCGGCAUCCAGCUCCCUUCGCGCUACCUCUCCAGGGCAUGGCGCUCUAUUUUCUACCUCUUGGGGCCAACUCUGACGUUGAUGUGGCUUAGCGCGGGCCUCAUAAUAUGGUGGAUGUUACCUCGUUUGGACUUUGUGCACGCCCUGGCGAUUGGAGCCUGUGUUGCUCCGACCGAUCCAGUCCUUUCCAAUGCUGUCAUCAAAGGCCGAUUUGCAGAGAUCAAUACCCCCAAACCAUUGCAGAGACUCAUCGCAGCUGAAGCAGGGUUGAACGAUGGCCUCGGCUAUCCAUUUCUCUUCUUUGCGCUGUAUUGGAUCAAGCAUUCUGAGGGUCAAGGUAUCCAGCUACCCAUGCUCACAUCUUGGCUCGGUGGCACUUGGGGGUACGUUGUGAUUUUCAGCGUCGUAUAUGGUAUUGGGGUCGGGUACGCCGCACGAAAGCUGUUCUUCUCUGCCAGAAGACGCGGGUUCGUUGAGGAAGAGAGCUCUUUAACAUAUGUUAUCGCAUUAUCUCUAUUCGUUUUGGGAACCUGUGGAAUACUGGGAACCGACGAUAUUCUUGCUUGCUUCGUUGCCGGGUGUACAUUUGCGUGGGAUGACCAAUUCGAGCAGGACGCUUGCAGCGAGCUUUUCUGGUCUGCUGCCGAUAUGUUGGUCAACAUUUCAAUUUUCAUUUGGUAUGGUGCUGUGGCACCGUGGGCCUUAUUCGCAACAAACAACAUCGUCUCCCUUGGGAGAUUAUUGGCACUGGGCGUCCUAAUUCUUUGCCUUCGGCGCUUACCAGCGAUAUUGCUCAUGAAGCACAAGGUAACUGAGAUUGGAACCAUGUUCCAGGCAAUAUUUGUCGGAUUCUUUGGUCCCAUCGGGGUCUCAGCCGUAUUCUAUCUGCUGAUUGCCGUGGAGUUUCUUGAGGAGUUGGUCCAGGAUGACAAAGGCACGGCACUCGGGGAUAUACAGUACCUUCAAGAAGCCAUGCAGACAGUCUCGAAAGAGACAGCGGCCGAGAUACGAGAGGGGUGCAACAAGUAUGGUGUGCUUGUGUUCCGCGGCGCGAACCUCAACAAUGAACAACAGAUUGAAUUCACCGCCAACUUCGGCGAGAUGUAUGAUGUCAAAGCACACAUGAAGGCUGGCCGCAGGAUGCGGUUUCCCCAGCAGCCUGAGAUCUUCGAUGUAUCGAACCUGGAUGAGAAUGGCAAUGUGCUCACUGAGCUGGAGCCGGCACGCGUCGGAGCGAACAAAGGGAAUUGCCUUUGGCACGCAGACAUGGCUUACAAUCCACGCCGUGCACACUAUUCCCUCCUCCGCGCCGUCGAGCUUCCUCCCAAGGGCACCGGAGGUGCGACCCAGUACCUCGAUUCCCGAACCGCGUAUGACAAUCUCUCCGAGGAGAUGAAACAACGCAUUGACCCACUCGUUUGCAACAACUCGCUCUACCAUAACCGAAAGUUGGCGGCCCCAGACACAUUUGCAGAUUUCGAGCCUCUGGAUAUUCCAAUGGCGCGGCAUAAGUUGGCCCAGGUGCACGAGGAAUCAGGGCGCAUGAACCUGUAUAUCACAACGUAUGCACAUCAUUUUGACGGGGAGACCAUUGAGCAGAGCAGACCACUGGUGAACGAGUUACUUGACCAUGUCUCGCAGGACAAAUACUUGCUGACUGUGGAUUGGGAAAACAACGGCGAUAUGGUCAUGUGGGAUAACACUGCCGUCCUGCACCGAGCCACUCCGGGAGGAGCAUACACGACCAAGUAUAAACGAGACAUGCGUCGGACAUCAACGAAAGACAGCAGCUCUUAUGGAUGGGGAGUAGAUCGCACCGCCACGUGGGAGGCCGGUCUUCGAACGACAAAAGAAUAA